AUGGACUGCACUAUACUGUCCAGAUACAUCCAAAGGCUGACUUGCGAGUACAGACAAGAAGACAAAGUGAUCGGCAGUACAGAUCCCAAAGUUGCAGUGGACCCCACCUUCAAGAACCACGCUAAUGUAACUUUGUUGGAUGGAAAUGUGUGUCGCCUCCUCUUGACGGGAUUCUCUGAAGACAAGCCCAAAAACUAUACCUGCAUCAUCACCCAGGGCGAAACUGCAAACAAGACUGCGGUUGUGGACAGCAUGGUGCAAUGUUUAUCCUCAGAAGUGGAAGUGAACGAAUUGACUUCUUCCUGUCAAACAAAAGAGAAAAUUCUAAGGAUGGACUGCUACUAUACUGUCUCAAAUACAUCCAAAGCGCUGACUUGCGAGUACAGACAAGAAGACAAAGUGAUCGGCAGUACAGAUCCCAAAGUUGCAGUGGACCCCACCUUCAAAAACCACGCUAAUGUAACUUUGUUGGAUGGAAAUGUGUGUCGCCUCCUCUUGACGGGAUUCUCUGAAGACAAGCCCAAAAACUAUACCUGCAUCAUCACCCAGGGCGAAACUGCAAACAAGACUGCGGUUGUGGACAGCAUGGUGCAAUGUUUAUCCUCAAAAGUGGAAGUGAACGAAUUGACUUCUUCCUGUCAAACAAAAGAGAAAAUUCUAAGGAUGGACUGCAACUAUACUGUCCCAGAUACAUCCAAAGUGCUGACUUGCGAGUACAGACAAGAAGACAAAGUGAUCGGCAGUACGGAUCCCAAAGUUGCAGUGGACCCCACCUUCAAGAACCACGCUAAUGUAACUUUGUUGGAUGGAAAUGUGUGUCGCCUCCUCUUGACGGGAUUCUCUGAAGACAAGCCCAAAAACUAUACCUGCAUCAUCACCCAGGGCGAAACUGCAAACAAGACUGCGGUUGUGGACAGCAUGGUGAAAUGUUUUUCCUCAAAAGUGGAAGUGAACGAAUUGACUUCUUCCUGUCAAACAAAAGAGAAAAUUCUAAGGAUGAACUGCAACUAUACUGUCCCAGAUACAUCCAAAGAGCUGACUUGCGAGUACAGACAAGAAGACAAAGUGAUCGGCAGUACAGAUCCCAAAGUUGCAGUGGACCCCACCUUCAAGAACCACGCUAAUGUAACUUUGUUGGAUGGAAAUGUGUGUCGCCUCCUCUUGACGGGAUUCUCUGGAGACAUGCCAAAAAACUAUACCUGCAUCAUCACCCAGGGCGAAACUGCAAACAAGACUGUGGUUGUGGACAACAUGGUGCAGUGUUUAUCCUCAAAAGUGGAAGUGAACGAAUUGACUUCUUCCUGUCAAACAAAAGAGAAAAUUCUAAGGAUGGACUGCAACUAUACUGUCCCAGAUACAUCCAAAGUGCUGACUUGCGAGUACAGACAAGAAGACAAAGUGAUCGGCAGUACGGAUCCCAAAGUUGCAGUGGACCCCACCUUCAAGAACCACGCUAAUGUAACUUUGUUGGAUGGAAAUGUGUGUCGCCUCCGAUUGAUGGGAUUCUCUGAAGACACGCCCAAAAACUAUACCUGCAUCAUCACCCAGGGCGAAACUGCAAACAAGACUGCGGUUGUGGACAGCAUGGUGCAAUGUUUUUCCUCAAACGUGGAAGUGAAAGAAUUGACUUCCUGUCAAACAAAAGAGAAAAAUCUAAGGAUGGACUGCAACUAUACUGUCCCAGACACAUCCAAAGCACCGACUUGCGAGUACAGACAAGAAGGCAAAGUGAUCGGCAGUACAGAUCCCAAAGUUGCAGUGGACCCCACCUUCAAGAACCGCGCCAAUGUAUUCUUGCUGGAUGGAAAUGUGUGUCGCCUCCUCUUGACGGGAUUCUCUGGAGACAAGCCCAAAAGCUAUACCUGCAUCAUCACCCAGGGCAAAACUGCAAGCAAGACUGUGGUUGUGGACGGCAAGAUGCAAUGUUUUUCCACACAAGUGGAAGUGAAAGAAUUGACUUCCUGUAAAACAAAAGACAAAAAUCUAAGGAUGGACUGCAAGUAUACUGUCCCAAAUACAUCCAAAGCGCUGACUUGCGAGUACAGACAAGAAGGCAAAGUGAUCGGCAGUACGGAUCCCAAAGUUACAGUUGAAUCAACCUUCAAAAACCGCGUCAGUGUGACCUUGCUGAAUGGAAAUGUGUGUCGCCUCCGCUUGACGGGAUUCUCUGAAAACAAGCCCAAAAACCAUACCUGCAUCAUCACCCAGGGCACAAGUGCAAGGAAGUCUGUGGUUGUGAACAGCAAAACUCUGAUUCCCUGUUCUGCCAUCAGCGUGCUGUUCCAGACGAGCCCUGCAGUGCUGCUAACGCUGCUCCCUGUGCUGCUGGAAAUGUGGCAUUUGUGAAGCGGUGGAGUGCGGAAGGCAUGAAAUCAAUAGUUUUAUUUGAAUCAGGCCUUUAAAUCCGUUUUAUUUGAAUCAGGCCUUUAAAUCAGUUUUAUCUGAAUCAGUCCUUUUUUGUUUGGCUCACCUACUGGAUAUAUAAACUUGCUACCUGACAUUCUAGAAUGCCUGCAGAUUUCUGUAUGGAUAUUGCAAAAACACACAAUUUAUAGCUUGACAGGAUUAUUUUAUGACUGAAAACAUUUAUGACCAUCCAGUGUGAAUGCCUUUUUCUUUUUUUCUUUUCUCACAAUGUUUGUGUUUCUUCAAGCUUGUAUAACCUUUUUAGUAAUUGUGUAUCUGGAUAAACAUAAUAAUAAUAAUAAUAAUAAUAAUAAUAAUAAUAAUAAUAAAUAGCCCCUUCAUUCAUAGGUUAGGCUAAAGGAAAUAAAUAGUUCAAGUAAACUACACUGUGUGUGUGUGUGUGUGUGUGUGAGAGAGAGAGAGAUAACUCCUGCUCAUAUACCCACACUUGAUUUUUAAUAAAUGUAUAAAACAUU
Anguilla rostrata (American eel) is the source of this 2882-nucleotide messenger RNA. RefSeq names its product obscurin-like. Gene Ontology annotation, cellular component: dendrite; membrane raft; external side of plasma membrane. Lineage: Eukaryota; Metazoa; Chordata; Actinopteri; Anguilliformes; Anguillidae. The record is from RefSeq and is a predicted model, not a curated record. Bases 1 to 2346 code for a protein of 781 amino acids. The transcript is spliced from 8 exons. Gene Ontology annotation, biological process: regulation of cell migration; positive regulation of focal adhesion assembly; integrin-mediated signaling pathway. Gene Ontology annotation, molecular function: integrin binding; GTPase activator activity.